Messenger RNA from Asterias rubens (European starfish), 726 nucleotides. RefSeq names its product AN1-type zinc finger protein 2A-like. Gene Ontology annotation, biological process: protein targeting to ER; proteasome-mediated ubiquitin-dependent protein catabolic process. The record is from RefSeq and is a predicted model, not a curated record. Gene Ontology annotation, cellular component: cytoplasm; endoplasmic reticulum. Lineage: Eukaryota; Metazoa; Echinodermata; Asteroidea; Forcipulatida; Asteriidae. The transcript has 7 exons. The coding region runs from base 112 to 726 and encodes 204 amino acids. Gene Ontology annotation, molecular function: zinc ion binding.
UAUCUUUAGUGCGACCCGAAAGAGCGCAAGCCACUACUCAAUAUACUAUAACUUAGCCGCUCGAACUAGCAUUCUGCCAGCGGUUCGGCGUUCAAAAGUGCACGACUAAAAAUGGAGUUUCCAACGCUUGGAAACAAUUGCUUUGUCAACACGUGUAAGCAACUAGACUUUCUACCAAUGAAGUGCGAUGCUUGUUCUGGAUUAUUUUGUAAAGACCACAUUCAGUAUUCGGAGCACCAUUGUGAUACUGCUUACACUAAGGAUAUUCAAGUACCUGUCUGUCCUCUGUGCAAUAAACCUGUACCUUCUAAAAGAGGUGAACCCCCAGACAUUAAAAUGUCUCAGCAUAUUGAUAAUGACUGCCAAUCUGAUCCUGCUAAGGAGAAAAGGAUUUUUGCAAAUAGAUGUUCAUUGAAAGGUUGUAAACAAAAAGAGCUUGUUCCUGUGAUGUGCUCUUCCUGUCAUCAAAACUACUGUAUUCGUCAUCGGCACACAACAGACCAUAACUGUCAGGGAUAUGACAAAAGUGGUAAAACAGUUUCACGACAAGGUGUUGCAGCUAUAAAUAGGGCUACAACCAGUGGACAAAAACCUCAAGAGACAGCUCUUGCUCAUAUUGGAAGAAAUCUUGACAAAUGUUGGGGAUUUUCUUCUUCACCUGUUUCGCUCAGGCCUCCAAAUUACAACCAUUCCUGGCCACAGACCUGUCACUGGUGUCAUACUUAG